AUGGGCAAGUCACAAUCCAAGCUUUCCCCAGCCCAACUGGACGAACUUCAAAAGGCGACGCAUUUCGAUAAGAAGGAGCUUCAGCAAUGGUACAAAGGUUUCCUAAAGGACUGUCCAUCAGGGACCCUCACGAAGGAGGAAUUCCAAAAGAUCUACCGGCAGUUCUUUCCCUUCGGCGACCCGUCGUCAUUUGCAAACUAUGUGUUCCGGGUGUUCGACUCCGAUAACAGCGGGAUGAUCGACUUCAAGGAGUUCAUCUGCGCGCUGUCGGUGACGUCGCGCGGCAAGAUGGAGGAUAAGCUGGAUUGGGCGUUCCAGCUGUACGAUAUCGAUGGGGACGGGAAGAUCACGUACGACGAGAUGUUGGCGAUUGUGGAGGCGAUUUAUAAGAUGGUCGGUUCGAUGGUCAAACUCCCGGAAGACGAAGACACCCCCGAGAAGCGGGUGCGGAAGAUCUUCCGCAUGAUGGACAAGGACGAGAACGGCAGUCUGGACAUGGAGGAGUUCAAGGAGGGCAGCAAACGGGACGAGACGAUCGUCAGCGCGCUCUCGCUGUACGAUGGUCUGGUAUAG
This is a messenger RNA of Aspergillus homomorphus CBS 101889, 573 nucleotides long. Its product is annotated as EF-hand domain-containing protein. NCBI's taxonomy places the organism in Eukaryota, Fungi, Ascomycota, Eurotiomycetes, Eurotiales, Aspergillaceae. Gene Ontology annotation, molecular function: calcium ion binding. The transcript has 4 exons. The record is from RefSeq and is a predicted model, not a curated record. Bases 1 to 573 code for a protein of 190 amino acids. Gene Ontology annotation, cellular component: cytosol; intracellular membrane-bounded organelle; membrane.